AUGUUAUGUUUACUAAAAUUAAUCGUAAUGAACCAUGGUGCAACACCAUUAUUUACACUUUAUAAACGAUGGCAACAACGACAAGCAACAGCACUAACUUGGAAAGCUCAAAAUGAUAAUCAAGAAAUUGCUUUAACUACAGUACCAAAACCAAAUGAUGUCUAUUAUUCAAAAUUAAAUGCUAUAUUAAAAGAAAAAGGUAAACAACCUGUAGAAGAUCGACGUGGAGUACCAAUGCCAAUAUUACGUCAAUGUACUGAAGAAUUAAUACGUGAAACACCAGCAGAUCUUUUGUCAAGAUGA
Messenger RNA from Rotaria socialis, 303 nucleotides. Lineage: Eukaryota; Metazoa; Rotifera; Eurotatoria; Philodinida; Philodinidae. The record is from the annotation of a GenBank genome assembly.